AGAGCGGGUAGGUGCCUGUGUCUUAUAGUACAGAUUUACCUUCUCUAACUAUCGUGUAAUUUCCAUUGAUUAUGUUCUGUAAACAGACGGGUGGUGAGCUCAAAGCUAGCAAGGCUGUAGGCCAAAGCAUAAUAAAGCACUGUGCAGUAGUGCGUCACGAGAUUUUUGCAUAGGGCUUAGUCAAGGCUUUUGGAACCGCCCUCAGUUGCACCUUGUGCUAUAUUAGUACUUCUCAGACAGGAAGAAUUUUCUUUUGCUGGCAUUGCUCAUCCGGUUACCUUCAGGAAGAUUGGAUAACCAAGAAAUGACUAAUCGAGAGUCUGCUGUACAUGUGAAAAUGAUGCCAGAGUUUCAGAAAAGUUCUGUUCGUAUCAAGAACCCUACAAGAGUAGAAGAAAUAAUCUGUGGUCUUAUCAAAGGCGGAGCCACCAAACUUCAGAUAAUAACAGACUUUGAUAUGACACUCAGUAGAUUUUCCUACAAAGGGAAAAGAUGCCCAACAUGUCAUAAUGUCAUUGACAACUGUAAACUGGUUACAGAUGAAUGCCGGAAAAAGCUAUUGCAACUAAAGGAAAAGUACUACGCUAUUGAAGUUGAUCCUGUUCUUACUGUAGAAGAGAAGUACCCUUAUAUGGUGGAAUGGUAUACUAAAUCACAUGGUUUGCUUGUUGAACAAGCUUUACCAAAAACUAAACUUAAAGAAAUUGUGGCAGAAUCUGAUGUUAUGCUCAAAGAAGGAUAUGAGAAUUUCUUCGAUAAGCUCCAGCAGCACAGUGUUCCGGUGUUCAUAUUUUCAGCUGGUAUCGGUGAUAUACUGGAGGAGGUUAUCCGUCAAGCUGGUGUUUAUCAUCCAAAUGUCAAAGUUGUAUCCAACUUCAUGGAUUUUGAUGAACAUGGGGUACUCAAAGGAUUUAAAGGAGAACUAAUUCACGUAUUUAACAAACAUGAUGGUGCCUUGAAGAAUACAGAAUAUUUCAAUCAACUAAAAGAUAACAGCAACAUAAUUCUUCUGGGAGAUUCCCAAGGAGACUUAAGAAUGGCAGAUGGAGUAGCCAAUGUUGAACACAUUCUGAAAAUUGGAUAUCUAAAUGAUAGAGUGGAUGAGCUUUUAGAAAAGUACAUGGACUCUUAUGAUAUUGUUCUAGUACAAGAUGAAUCAUUGGAGGUAGCCAACUCUAUUUUACAGAAAAUUCUAUAAACAAGCAUUCUUCAAGAAGACCUCUCUCCCAUGGGUGCAACUGAUGCAAGAACUGCUCAUCUGUUGUCUUGCUGAAAGACUCUUUAUUUAUAACACGUCCUGACUCUUGAAGUUUUCCUUUUACAUAACUGAAGUAUUUUCAGACAUGUUGAAUCCACCAACUGGAAGCUCCUUUUCUCUACCAUUCUCAACACACUCCUCAGUAUAUUUUUUAAUAGACUUAAAAAAAAAAAAAAAUCUUAAAGCCAAAAUUAGAAAAAUAACUCCCUACUUUUCCAAAGUGAAUUUUGUAGUUAAUGUUAUCAUGUUUUUGAGGAGUCUUUUUACACCAGGAAAGUUUGUAAGAAUUUAAAAAGACAUUUUAUGAAAUGGUGAAAUAAUGUACAUGAUUUUAAGUAUUGACAUUUUUUUGUAAUUUGGGUUAUUAUGCUGAUGGUUAUCACCAUCUCUUGAAAUUGUAUUAUGUUUGGUUAUUUUGUCUGGGGUAAAUCAAUAUUUACCAGAGGAGACCAGUACUUAGUGUUGGAAAAAUGUUGGUGUAUACAAUAUCACUGAUCUUUACAAAACAUUCUAUAUUGAAGCACUGAUAACAAACAUGAAAUGAAAAGCCUUUUUA
Molecule: messenger RNA, 1814 nt
Organism: Nycticebus coucang (slow loris)
Lineage: Eukaryota; Metazoa; Chordata; Mammalia; Primates; Lorisidae
Gene: NT5C3A
Product: 5'-nucleotidase, cytosolic IIIA
Exons: 10
Coding region: 305-1198 (297 amino acids)
Cellular component (GO): cytoplasm
Molecular function (GO): magnesium ion binding; 5'-nucleotidase activity
Source: RefSeq, a predicted model, not a curated record